This is a messenger RNA of Prosopis cineraria, 1508 nucleotides long. Its product is annotated as phospholipase A1-IIgamma-like. NCBI's taxonomy places the organism in Eukaryota, Viridiplantae, Streptophyta, Magnoliopsida, Fabales, Fabaceae. Gene Ontology annotation, biological process: lipid metabolic process. Gene Ontology annotation, molecular function: glycerophospholipid phospholipase A1 activity. The record is from RefSeq and is a predicted model, not a curated record.
AAAGGGGAGGAGGAGGAGGAGAAGAUGGGCGGCUUUACAAGCAAAACAAUGCAUUCUCAUAAGGUGGCCGAUCAGUUUGAAGAAGAGAAGAAGCAUAUGGCUAGUCCUGGAAGCAUUGCAACGAACUGGAGAGAACUAAGUGGCGAACAUCAUUGGACAGAUUUGUUAGACCCACUUGACAUCAAUCUCCGAAGGUAUAUUAUACACUACGGAGAAAUGGCUGAAGCUACUUAUGAUGCUUUUAACUCUGAUAAGGCAUCCAAGUAUGCAAGAAGGAGCCGUUAUGGAAAAAGAGAUUUCUUCUCGAAGGUGGGUUUAGAACGUGGAAAUCCUUUCAAGUAUAAGGUGACAAAGUUCCUGUACGCAACCUCAGAGAUCGAUUUUCUCAUACUAGACGAUGUUGAAGAAUCAAACUGGAUGGGAUACGUCGCGGUGGCCACCGACGAAGGCAAAGCCAUGUUAGGGAGGAGGGACAUUGUGAUUGCUUGGAGAGGAACUGAGCAGGUGAUGGAAUGGAUCAAAGAUAUUCAGUUCCUCUUGGAUGAUGCUCCACAUAUUUUUGGAGAUGAUGCUGAAUGUAAAGUACACCGAGGCUUUUACUCCGUUUACACAGCAACUAACUCCCAAUCAGACUUGAACAAAACAAGUGCAAGAACUCAGGUCUUGACUGAGAUUAGAAGACUGGUUAACAAAUACAAGGAUGAAGAAAUCAGUAUAAUAGUAACCGGACACAGCUUAGGUGCGGCACUUGCAACACUGAAUGCGGUGGACAUUGUGAGUAAUGGAUGUAACAUCCGAGAAGAUGAAUCUCAAAAGGCUUGUCCAGUCACAGCCAUUGUAUUUGCCAGCCCUCGAGUCGGAAACUCAGAUUUUAAGGAGUUUUCUUCUAGUCAAAAGGAUCUUCGAAUACUGCGAAUCCGUAAUAAAAAUGAUAUAGUUCCGAGGCAUCCUUUCUUGGGUUACGAUGAAGUAGGAGAAGAGUUGGAGAUUGAUACUCAGAAAUCAAACUUCUUAAAGCAACCGGGGGAUUUUAAGAGUUGGCACAAUCUGGAGGCGUAUUUGCAUGGAGUUGCAGGAACGCAAGGGAGCGAAGGGGGAUUUAACUUAGAGGUUAAGAGGGACAUAGCACUUGUAAACAAAGGCAUGGGUGCUUUGAAGGACGAGUAUAACAUUCCUGAGGCUUGGAGGAGAUCAAACAAGGGACUGGUUCAACAGCCAGAUGGUACUUGGAAGAUGCAAGAACCGGAAUCAGAAUCUGAGGAUGAUGACUUUGAAUGAAUGAAUUAGUUAAUUUAUUUGUUUUAAUGUGUAUAGUAGUUUCGUUAUUGUUCUUUUAUCUCUUGAUUAUGUAUCAUUAAUUUGAUUCUUUUAGUCACUCUGGAUGCUUGAGUGAAACUUAGGUUCAAGGACAUUGGAGAAAUAUUUGUAUUCAUUUAUUCAUGAAAUUCUUUGACUGUAAUUUUAAAACUUUAGUGACAUAGCACUUGCAAAAUAUAAGCUAUAGGAGA